Trichoderma harzianum CBS 226.95 is the source of this 3186-nucleotide messenger RNA. RefSeq lists its product as hypothetical. The record is from RefSeq and is a predicted model, not a curated record. Lineage: Eukaryota; Fungi; Ascomycota; Sordariomycetes; Hypocreales; Hypocreaceae. Gene Ontology annotation, cellular component: cyclin/CDK positive transcription elongation factor complex; nucleus. Gene Ontology annotation, biological process: positive regulation of transcription elongation by RNA polymerase II; protein phosphorylation; transcription elongation by RNA polymerase II. The transcript is spliced from 3 exons. Gene Ontology annotation, molecular function: cyclin-dependent protein serine/threonine kinase activity; cyclin binding; RNA polymerase II CTD heptapeptide repeat kinase activity. The coding region runs from base 1 to 3186 and encodes 1061 amino acids.
AUGGGGCAGACUACAUCGCCUCCGCGUCGCCCUCGACAUGCUGCCAUGAGAGACGACGGAGGAAGUUAUGAUUACAGAGAACGGCCUCGAUCUGGCAGAGGAGUGACAUCCUCGGAUCGACCAGGAUCUCCUCCCCACGGGGCCCGUCACAGCUCGGAUUACUCUCGCCAGCACCAUCGCCCCAGAGACUCAGCGCCAGCGCACAGGCAUCGCUCACGAGACCGCAGCCGGGAAUAUUCCCGGCGGGAGAGGCCUGCAUCCUCGCGCCCGCUUGCGGAUUCGGACGACUUGAUCCCUCGCUAUCGUGAGAGCAAGGCGCGUUCAUCUGAAGUCAAGGCCAGGACGACUCGGGGUAGCCGUAGCCGUAGCCGUGAGCGAGGCCGAGAUCGAGACCGAGAUCGUGACCGUGGGGGACUCGGCUCACCGUCCUCCUCCAAGCGACAUAGAAGUCGAAGCCGCAGCCGCAGUCGGUCUCUGAGCUCGUCACGUCGGAAACGCUACAAGAAGGCACACAGUCCGCCACCGCGCGGUCGAGAUCAAGGCUCCAAGUCCGAAUCCAAAAGACGAAGACACCAUUCUCCCGAUCGUCGAGGCCCCUCACCGCGUCACCAUCGCUCUUCCCACAAAUCUCCUUCCCGAGUCGACGACGAAGCCCGCCACCACUCGAGACGACGAUCUCACUCCCGCUCUCCGACAAGAUCUGAAGCCGACAGGAGACAUUCCCGACGCGACUCACGCCACCGUCACAAACCCGAAGCAACUCGAAGCCCAUCACGGAGACGGUCGCCACUACCUGCCAGCAGUCGACAUUCAUUCUCAAACCGUAGAGAUUCGCAGUCACGUGUGGCCGAGCCAGCAUUGACGGUCCGCACUGCCACUGACGACCGGUCGCGAACCGACGGCGACUACCGACAAGCCAAUCGAGACCAAAGGCCUGCAUCUCCUAUCGCCCAUCGUGAUCGACAUCGAGGCAAAGAAUUUUCCGAACCGCAUCACACUUCGCGGUCUGACAUUGACGACGACAUGACGUCUCGGAGCAGUUAUCGAGGAGGAUACAACCCCACCUAUUCACAUCAAUCCCGCCACAGCAAUGACCCUCGAGGAUAUUCUCAGUCUCCUCAGAACUCGGGUUCUUUUCACAACUCGCCAUCUCCAUCGUCGUACGGUGCGGGUCGUUCCGGCUGGAAUCAUCAAUACUCCCCCCAACAACAAUAUCCUCCGCAGUAUCCUCACAGUGGCCCUCCUCAGAAUGGAUCACAGAACCAUUACCAUGUGAAUUCGCUGCACUCCCCCCCUUAUGCCGCACCUACUGGUCCUCAGGGUAACUACCGAGGGGGUCAUCGAGGGAGUGGCUUUCGUGGCGGGCCCACCGCAAAUCGAGGUGGCUAUCGUGGCACUGGCUUCAAAAGCACCUCUAGGAACCCUUCAUUCCAAGCGCCGCCGCCGCCACCUCCACCUCCCCCUCGAAGCAAUGGUUUCCCAUCAGAUGAAGAAGUUGAUCAGAGGUCCACAGCCGUAGAUGCGGAUGCGGGUGCUGUGGCAGACACUGAGACCCAUGAUGCUCAUGAAAAUGCCUCUUUGGAUCGCUCAGACGAUGCACCACCAGCCCCCGCCAACCAUACUACAUCCAAGGAUGGUGCUGAAGCGUCAUCACAAACUGCACCCAAAUCGGGAAGUGGUGCUGGCAAGUUCAGCUUUGCGUUUAAGCCCUCCUCUAAACCAACCCCCGCGGCUCCGAAGCCUGAGAUUUCCCAAAAGUUCAACGCCGCACCCCCAAGGAGAGAGCCUGUACAGCAGGCCCAACCCACUAACCGUGAACGUGAACGCGAACGUGACCGGGACAGGGACAGGGACCGGGACCGAGAACCUCCGCCAAGUGCACCCACUGAGCCGUCUUCCGCGCGUUCCCGGCGAGAGUUUAGGAAUCCUCCCGAGGGACCAAAAUUGGCACCGAGAACGCGGAAGGUGAUGAAACUUAUGAAACGACCAAAGCCGCGACCGACUCUCCCCGACGACUUGAUUGAAUCUGACUCAGUGUUUUUCAGAAAGCCCGGAAAUGAAUCCGUUGUCGGCUCAGGGACAUAUGGAAAAGUGUUCAAGGGGCUCAAUGUAUACACAAAGGGGCUCGUUGCUCUGAAACGAAUUCGUAUGGAGGGCGAGAGAGAUGGCUUCCCCGUGACAGCCGUCCGAGAAAUCAAACUGCUACAAUCGCUGAGACACACCAACAUUGUCAAUCUUCAAGAGGUCAUGGUAGAAAAGAAUGACUGUUUCAUGGUUUUCGAGUACCUCUCUCAUGACUUGACGGGUCUGCUCAACCAUCCUUCCUUCUCGCUAGAUUCAGCUCAGAAGAAGCACAUGGCCAAGCAACUUUUCGAAGGGCUAGAUUACCUUCAUGAGAGAGGUGUCCUUCACCGAGACAUCAAAGCUGCAAAUAUUCUUGUUAGUAGCGAUGGAAUAUUGAAGCUGGCAGAUUUCGGACUGGCUCGGUUUUAUGCGAAACGACACCAGCUGGACUACACGAAUCGGGUCAUUACGAUCUGGUACCGCUCACCGGAGCUCCUGCUGGGAGAAACCAAGUACACCGCUGCCGUCGAUGUUUGGAGUGCCGCCUGUGUUAUGGUCGAGAUUUUCACUAGACUCGCCAUUUUUGCUGGAGACGGAACAGAGCUCAGUCAGCUGGAUAAGAUAUACAAUGUUCUUGGGACGCCAACCCGCCACGACUGGCCUGGAAUCACAGACAUGGCGUGGUUCGAGCUGCUCCGACCAACUGCUAAACGAAAGAAUGUCUUUGCGGAGAAAUACAAAGACAGAGUGUCUCCUGCUGCCUUUGACUUGCUACAAUCCAUGUUCUGCUACGACCCGGCAAAGAGGCCCACGGCAUCCACGAUCUUGCAACACCCGUACUUCACUACCGAAGAGCCACUGCCUAGACAGGCAAUAGAACUAGCAAAUAUUGGUGGUGAUUGGCACGAGUUUGAGUCGAAAGCGCUGCGAAAAGAAAAUGAGCGGCGAGACCGGGAGGCUCGCAAAGCAGCCAAGGACACUGCCCGUGAAAAGGACAAGAAACGCGUCCCAGAGUCUCAUGAUCGCGAGAGGAGUGCCAAAAGGAUACACGUCGAUCAGAAGCCGGCGGAUAACCGAGGUGGUACCGCUACAGCAACGGCUACGACAACUACGAAAGAAUGA